CAGACAAAGAAAAGGAGCGCCCGAACAAGAUGCCGCGGUUAUAUAAGCGGCCACCGGCUCCCUCGCUUCGCUUCCCUUCCCGCCACGCCCAUCAGCAGCAAGAAACCAGCGCGUCAUACGAUCCGAUCCCACUGCGCACGGCGCGCCACCGCUCACCGCCAACCCCUGUCCAUCUGCCCCCGGCCAGCCCCUCUCGAUCGCCGACGGCGAUGACGCGCCCGCGCGCCGCGGCAGCCUUCCUGCUGGUCCUCCUCACAUCCGCCGCCGUGUCCCUGACCACGGCCACGGCCACGGCCGGCGGCGGCAGGAAGGGCAAGCACGGCCAGCAGCAGGCCAGCGUGUACAUGGUGAUGGUGAAACCCCCCGCCCAGGGCGUCGACUGCGAGGCCUACCAGAUGGGCAUCCUCGCCACCGCGCUCGGCAGCGAGGCGAGAGCCAAGGCGGCGCUGGUCUACAGCUACAAGACGGUCGUCAGCGGGUUCGCCGCCAAGCUCACGCCGGCGCAGGCCGCCGCGUUGCAGAAGCAUCCUGACGUUCUCCAGGCGCUGCCUGACGUGAAGUACACCCUUCAGACCGACAGCAACCACCUCAACUGAGUGUUUCAGCUCUUCAAACAAGACAAUUAAGACACAUAGUUCAGUUCAGUACUGUGAUCUGUGCUUCACCAAGCAUUACCCCGUAAUAUUUACGCGCGCGUGUGCACAGCCUAGGUGUCUGACAGUAGAACAAGCUAGUUUACACCACCAGAGGAUUUGGUGUCAUUGUUAUACGAUGUUCACUACACACGCCAAAGUAUACGUCUUGUGUACUGCCGAGGGUAAUUUAGUCGCCUCUUUUAUAACUGCUGAAUGUUGUAACUGUAAGCCCAAUCAUCAAGUGCCCUAUACAUAGAUACAAUCUGGUGGCCAAGAAGCAUAUUUGUCACCAAAAAACUUUGGCAUAGUGAUUGGAAGGCAUUUGGCACCAGAUUUUCCUACCUGUAAUUCCUGCUGUGUUUGCAUUGAUAACACUGCGGAUGUGCACGAGGCUGCACAUGAGGGGACUGACAAGAUUUCGGCCACAUGUGUGGUUUGUG
Messenger RNA from Panicum virgatum (switchgrass), 1075 nucleotides. RefSeq names its product subtilisin-like protease 3. NCBI's taxonomy places the organism in Eukaryota, Viridiplantae, Streptophyta, Magnoliopsida, Poales, Poaceae. The transcript has 3 exons. The coding region runs from base 30 to 596 and encodes 188 amino acids. The record is from RefSeq and is a predicted model, not a curated record.